This is a messenger RNA of Anoplophora glabripennis (Asian longhorned beetle), 1823 nucleotides long. It is a transcript of the gene Hacd2, whose product is annotated as very-long-chain (3R)-3-hydroxyacyl-CoA dehydratase. Lineage: Eukaryota; Metazoa; Arthropoda; Insecta; Coleoptera; Cerambycidae. The record is from RefSeq and is a predicted model, not a curated record. The coding region runs from base 529 to 1632 and encodes 367 amino acids. The transcript is spliced from 5 exons. Gene Ontology annotation, molecular function: 3-hydroxyacyl-CoA dehydratase activity. Gene Ontology annotation, cellular component: endoplasmic reticulum membrane. Gene Ontology annotation, biological process: sphingolipid biosynthetic process; very long-chain fatty acid biosynthetic process; fatty acid elongation.
CUGAUAGUAUAUCUUAUCUAUGGUUGGUGUUGGAGCACUUUAAAAAUAAAAUAAAAUAAAAUGUUUCACCUUACUGGAAUGCAAAUAUCUAAUCUGAAGUGUUCCUGAAGUGCUUCUGAAAUCCGAAGUUUUUUUGUCAAUUGGAAAGCAGUAGUGCUAUCGUUACGACACGACUACUUGUCUACGUCUACAUUGGACUUAGGUUAUGUUUCCGUUAACAAUAACAAAAUGAAUAAAAUAUAUAUAUAUAUUUUUUAAAUUAAUAUAUUACAAUUAUUAGCAUUUUAUCUUUAUCCUGGAUCUCAUUGAAGAUUUAUAACUUCAGAUCAAAGAAUUAUUGUUCAUCUAACUUAUAGGGUUGUAUAGGAAAUGAAUAUUUUGUUGACAGUUUGAAAUAUAUUUCUAAUAUAGGUAUUUGUUAUAAAAAUGAUAAAUUCAUAAAAGAUAAACAUGAUAAAUUUAAUUCUGCAUGUCACUGUUGUAAACUAUUUCUAACAAUUCUAACGUUCUAUCUACAGACGGUUAACUAUGACAGUUUUGAGUCCAUUUGUCUAUUGGGCACAAAAUGAAAAUAGUUUAUUUUUAAAAGUAGACUUGAAGGAUGUGAAGGAACCACAUGUAGUAUUAGAAAAAAGAAAACUGCAAUUUCAAUCCAAAGGCUCUGGUGCUCAAGGAUUUAAAGAUUAUGAAUUCUUUAUUGAUUUCCAUUCUGAAAUUGAUGAAAAUAAAAAUGAUAUAAAAGUAACUGACCAUAAAAUUGCAUUAACUUUAACAAAAAUUGAGAAAGGGUGGUGGCCACGACUAACAUCUCAACCCAAAAAGCCAGCAUGGCUAAAAGUUGAUUUUGAUCGUUGGCAGUCUGAAGAUGAUAUAAUGGACGAGGACGUGAGAGACAUACGAGAGGAUUAUCCUGAUCUUUACGAUAUGUUACAAAAAGAAGAAACCGGUUAUCGAAAAGAGGAUUUGAAGAAAGUUUACAUGACUCUCUACAACCUCUUCAUGUUCAGUGGAUUUUUGUAUGUAACUCUCAUCUUGUGCAUAAGAUACCUCCGAGAUGGCCCAGAUUUUUUUCCUCAAGUAUAUGAGACAGUUGGUUCGGUCAUGUGUUGCUUUCAACUGUUACAGUUUCUUGAAGUUUUACACCCCAUCUUUGGUUACGUUAAAGGAGGCCCUCUCAUGCCAUUCUUACAGAUAGCUGGGAGGUGUUUUGUACUAAUCGUAACGGUGCAACACGAACCCCGAAUACAGAAAAUGCCUGUCAUUUUUUAUCUGUUUCUCGUAUGGUGUGCAAUAGAAGUAAUUAGAUAUCCGUACUAUGUAUCACAAAUAAUGAAAAAAGAAAAUGGCCUACUGACAUGGAUACGAUAUAGCGCCUGGAUAGUCCUAUAUCCCAUCGGGUUCUUAUGCGAAGGCAUCGUCAUCUUCAGAAAUUUAAUAUUUGUCGACCAAAGCAACAAAUGGUCGGUCACCUUGCCGAAUCCUUUAAACUUCACUUUCCAUUUUGCAACGUUUUUAAGGAUAUACUUGCUCUUUAUCGUGAUUCCCGCAAUGUACUUGCUUAUGUCUCACAUGUUCAAUGCACGUAAACAGAAACUAGGUGGCAAAAAAAUUAGGAGAAUUAAGAAAUCGUAGUUCGUAAUUUCUCCCCGAAUUUCUAGUCAAGUUUUAUUAAAUUUUAUAGGAUAGGUAAGUCUAUUAUGAUUGCAAUAUUUUAAUAUUCAAUAGAUAUAUAUUUGUCAUAAAUUUAAUUAUGUUUUGCAAAUGUUUUUACAAAGGCACAUAAUUGUAGUGAAUGUAAAAAAAUUAAUAAAUUCUUACCUUUA